AUGCAGGAUGAUGUACAGGAAGAUGGAGGUCACACAAAAUACCAAGUACUCAAUAAUCGUAAUUGUGCAACGGUAGCACAGGCAGUAGAUGUAAUAGAUAGAUAUGAAGCUAUCAUUGGAGAUGGGUGCGAUAAGAAGCGAGCUGUACGUUUAGUAGUCGGACACACCACACCACCGGAAAAACAAACUGUAAACUUUGACAAAACAUUGAAGGAUUUGAUUGAACGAUUAGAAAAGCUGGAGUAUUUCCAUUAUGGUAUGGAACUUAAAAAUAUUACUUUGUUCGACAUGGUUGGGAAUUUCAAAAGAAAGACUGAAAAGAGCACAACACCCCAAGAUGUUAUGCUGAGAGCUGUCCAGCAGAUUUGUGAAGAGUUAGUUGGUGAUAUACAAAAUGUAAAUUCCUCCUUUAGAAGACGAGUUUCUGAUGAAACAUCCGAAAAGCGCCUAAAUCGCGAUGCACAUCAUGAUUGUGAGCGACCUGCCCAUGCCACAACUAAUCAAAGAUGUAAAGUUUGCAGAGAAAAAUACCUAAGAGCCAAAUCAACCAAUCCACAAGCCAACGCCAGUCAAUUACCAAAACGUCACAAAACCACAAUUUGGUGUAGAUAUUGUAAAGAGUUUCUUUGCGUUGGCAAAGUAGGAGACAACUGCUGGUAUGAUUGGCACAACAGAGUCCAAUACUGGAGAUAG
This is a messenger RNA of Lottia gigantea (owl limpet), 693 nucleotides long. RefSeq lists its product as hypothetical. The transcript has 5 exons. Bases 1 to 693 code for a protein of 230 amino acids. The record is from RefSeq and is a predicted model, not a curated record. Lineage: Eukaryota; Metazoa; Mollusca; Gastropoda; Lottiidae.